This is a messenger RNA of Paramormyrops kingsleyae, 3469 nucleotides long. RefSeq names its product AFG3-like AAA ATPase 2 (gene afg3l2). Gene Ontology annotation, molecular function: ATP binding; ATP hydrolysis activity; zinc ion binding. Gene Ontology annotation, cellular component: m-AAA complex; membrane. The record is from RefSeq and is a predicted model, not a curated record. Gene Ontology annotation, biological process: mitochondrial protein processing. Lineage: Eukaryota; Metazoa; Chordata; Actinopteri; Osteoglossiformes; Mormyridae.
CGCACGUAAACAGAAGCAUGACGGUUCUGUGCGGCGGAGCAGUUUACCGUGACACCUGUCCCGAUAUCUGACGGAAAGCGGCACCGCGCGCCAUGGCCCACCGCUACCUUCGGCUGUCGUUGGGCUGCCGCACGUUCCUGCAGUGCGCGCUGUCUCCGGCGGUGCGCUCCGGAGCCUCACGCCUGGUCUCCGGACGACCUGAUACCCAGGUUGCAUUUGACAGGACGACUCUGCUGGCGGACGUGCUGGGAGCCUACAGGAGGCUCACUGGCCCACGGGCAAAAGGUGCAAAAGGACUUGAGAGAUUUUACUGCAAAAAUGGUCCUAAGAACAAUGAAACCAAACCCCCCGGUGCAGAAGCAAAAGAAGCCAAGCCUGCAAAUGCCCAGCGGCCCCCAGGGAAAUCAGCUGGAGGUGGAGGGCCAGGUGGAGGAGCAGGUGGAGGUGGGGGCUCAACAGGAGGCGGGGGCAGAAGAGGAGGGAGAAAGGAGGACUCUACGUGGUGGAGUCGGCUGCAGAAGGGCGACGUGCCCUGGGAUGACCGGGAAUUCCGGAUGUACUUCCUGAGUGCGGCGGCCUUCUGGACAACAGUCGGAUAUUAUUUCUUCUUCCGAAACGCAGCCCGAGAAGUGACCUGGAAGGACUUUGUCAACAAUUACCUCUCGAAAGGAGUUGUGGACAGGCUGGAGGUGACGAACAAGCGUUACGUCAAAGUGAUCUUCUCUCAGGGGAAGGCUCCAGUGGAUGGACAGUAUGUUUGGUUCAACAUUGGCAGUGUGGACACGUUUGAGCGCAACCUGGAGACCGCGCAGAUGGAGCUGGGAAUCGAGGGGGAGAACCGGCUGCCUGUGGUCUACACAUCUGAGAGUGAUGGCUCUUUCCUUCUCAGCAUGCUUCCCACCAUGCUGAUCAUCGCCUUCCUGCUGUUCACCUUGCGUCGGGGCCCCGCGGCAGGAGGCCGGCCUGGUCGGGGGGUGGGAGGGCUCUUCAGCGUAGGCGAGACCACUGCCAAAGUGCUGCGCGACGAGAUUGACGUCAAGUUCAAAGACGUGGCGGGCUGCGAGGAGGCCAAGCUGGAGAUCAUGGAGUUCGUCAACUUUCUGAAGAACCCCAAGCAGUAUCAGGACCUGGGUGCCAAGAUCCCCAAGGGAGCAAUACUCACUGGACCCCCUGGCACAGGAAAGACCCUUUUGGCCAAAGCAACGGCUGGAGAGGCCAAUGUCCCAUUCAUCACGGUCAAUGGCUCAGAAUUCCUGGAGAUGUUCGUGGGAGUCGGGCCAGCCAGGGUCCGCGACCUCUUUGUGAUGGCCCGAAAGAAUGCGCCCUGCAUCCUCUUCAUCGACGAGAUCGAUGCGGUGGGACGCAAAAGAGGCCGUGGGAACUUUGGAGGCCAGAGCGAGCAAGAGAACACCCUCAACCAGCUGCUGGUAGAGAUGGACGGAUUCAACACUGCCACCAAUGUGGUGGUGCUUGCGGGCACCAACAGACCUGACAUCUUGGAUCCUGCGCUUAUGAGGCCCGGCCGCUUCGACAGGCAGAUCUACAUCGGUCCUCCUGACAUUAAGGGCAGAGCCUCCAUAUUUAAGGUGCACCUACGGCCCUUGAGGUUGGACGCAUCCCUGGAUAAGGACGCGUUGGCAAGGAAGAUGGCAGCUCUCACACCUGGAUUUUCAGGUGCUGAUAUCGCCAACGUCUGCAACGAAGCCGCACUGAUCGCUGCCAGGCACCUCUCCGAUUCCAUUACCCAGAAGCACUUUGAGCAGGCCAUCGAGCGAGUGAUUGGAGGUCUUGAGAAGAAGACCCAGGUGCUCCAGCCAGAGGAGAAGAAGACUGUUGCGUACCAUGAGGCCGGGCACGCGGUGGCAGGGUGGUUCCUGGAGCACGCGGACCCCCUGCUGAAGGUGUCUAUCAUCCCACGUGGAAAGGGCCUCGGUUACGCCCAAUAUCUGCCCAAGGAGCAGUAUCUCUACACAAAGGAGCAGCUACUGGACCGCAUGUGCAUGACCCUUGGAGGACGUGUCUCAGAGGAGAUCUUCUUCGGCAGAAUCACGACGGGAGCUCAGGACGACCUCAGGAAGGUCACGCAGAGCGCUUAUGCUCAGAUUGUGCAAUUUGGGAUGAACGAGAAGGUGGGCCAGGUCUCCUUUGACCUCCCGCGGCAGGGGGAGAUGGUGCUAGAGAAGCCUUACAGUGAGGCCACCGCUCGCCUGAUCGACACGGAGGUGCGUCAGCUCAUCAACACGGCCUACCAGCGCACCCAGACCCUGUUGAAUGAGAAGAAGGCUGAGGUGGAGAAGGUGGCCCUGCGCCUGCUGGAGAAGGAGGUCCUGGACAAGAACGACAUGGUGGAACUCUUGGGACAGAGGCCCUUCGCAGAAAAGUCCAGCUAUGAGGAGUUUGUGGAGGGCACGGGGGGCAUGGACGAGGACACGACCCUGCCAGAGGGCCUCAAGGACUGGAACCGAGAACGGGACAAGGAGAAGGAGGAGAGCACAGAGGAGCAGGUGGCACGACAGAUCACGCAUGGGAUGCCUUUCUGAGGGUCCGGAGACACGGGUGGGGCGGGGGGUUGGGGAAGUCUACUGGGUUUCUGACUGGCUUGUUCAUCUCACGCAGUGCAUUCCUGUGGUGAACGUCUGGUUCCUUUACUAGAACCUGUGAACAGAGAACCCAGCUGGUGUGUUGUGGACACAUUUUGGUUUAUUAUGCCCUCAUCUGGGAAGGUGGAGAGGUCAGCAGCUUUGGGUGUGUGGGGGACUUCCUGCCAAAGGUGGGGGAUGCAGAGGGAUUCCAGGAUGAGCAAGAGAGUGAAAGUCACGUUUGAUGUAGAAGAACAAAAGCACUUACUGACGCUGCUUCUGUGAAGUGGAUGUGAGGCGAAAUUCUGGAAUUAAAUUCUUGGCUUUGAUUUAAAGAAAAUGUGUUCAGUUAAAGAUGGCUCAAUUAUUGGCUUUACAGGCUGUACAGGCAAUAUGUAAAUUAAUGAAGCUAUAAAGGGAUUCUGACGCCAAAGAAAAUCUGGAUGAGAUUUUAAUUAAACGCAGCCUGUUUAACUGGCAUUGGGCAGAAAAAUACCGGACUUCAUUACUGCAUUAGUCAACAUAACCAGACUUUAACGUAACCGGGAUAAGCUGCAGAUUGUCUUUUAUGAUGGAGCAUCUGCAGCGUGUUUGUAGUGUACGUGUUCAGUGCUCAGCGCUGAUCCUGUGUUUCGAUGCCAAAUCACCACUCUUUGCUUUUGUGGAGACUGUUGCAUUUCUGUAACAUUUCCUGUUUAUGGUAAUGCUUCAAAGAAUCUGUUAGGCCAAAUCUGCCCAGAUUUCCUACUCACUCUUAUCCAUUGAGAGAAGGGCUGUGAUGUUUUAAGGGGGGAGGGAGGGGAGAGAGAUGUUAGUGUUCAGUGAUGAACGUUUCAGUGUUUUCCCUAGAUUUGUGCAUCUUAUCUAUGAAAUAAACUCACCGACAGGAA